ACGCAGAGAAUCCGAAUCCGAGUGCCGCACACGCCCCAGAAAGCUCGCCUCCUCACGCACCACCGAGCAGUGCAGUGGAGUGGCAAAGCAAAGCAAAGCAAAGCAAAACAAAGUACUCAUGACUCAUCGCAUAUCCCACGAGAUCAGAUCAUCAAAUCCCUGAGCUCUCUCUCCCGCAAAAGCGAAAGCCUCGAUUUUUUUUUUACGAGCAUCAAUUAAUGUCCAGGUGCCUGACUUGCGCCUAAUUUUAGCAGCGGCGCUCCGCCACCUCCACACGGAGGCGAUCGGAGGGAGGGGAGGGGAGGGAUGAGCACGCGACAGAAAUAGGCGGGCGGCUGCAGAGAGAUUGGCGGAGGAGCCGAGGAGGGAAGGUUACAUGAGACAAGGCCGGAGGCGGAGGAGGCGAGGAGCGGAGGAGGGGUUAAAUGAGCCAGCGAGACGGGAGGCGGAGGAGCGGGCGGUGUAGAGGAAGCGGCAGGUCGUCCACGGAUGGGAGCUUUCCGUCUUGGUCUUGGUCUUCUCCUUUCGCCUCUUCGUCUUCUUCCCUGAGGUGACUUCGCUGGGCUCACCAUUACAUUCAGCUUCGGACAUCUGCCACAUCCCCCAGCAAGAUAGUGUUUUUGGAGCACUCUCCUAUGCUUCCAAGAGUUUCACUCAUUUCUUUCUCUGUCAUAGACGCAAGACCACCUCAUGGCCAGAGACUUGCCCCAUCCGUCUGUAACUAGACGAAAAGUUUUGCCUUUCAAGUUUCUGAUACCGUUUGUUCUGGUUCUUUCUGUGUCUGUUAUUGCUGUCACCCAGUAUUUCCAAAGUAUCUCCUACCUUCUGCGGCCACUGUGGGACACACCACCUACACCAUUCACCCGCAUCCCACACUAUUAUGCCCCCAAUAUCUCCAUGCCCCAGCUGUGCCAGCUCCAUGGCUGGGGCAUCCUCCCCUCCCCUCGUCGUGUGUUUGAUGCCGUUCUGUUCAGUAAUGAACUUGAUAUUCUGGAAAUCCGUUACCGUGAGCUCCUUCCAUAUGUUGAUAGGUUUGUCAUCCUUGAGUCCAAUGCCACCUUCACCGGUAUCCCCAAGUCACUCUCCUUUUAUGAAAACCUGAAUCGUUUUGCAUUUGCUGGAUCAAAGCUUGUCUAUGACAUGCUUUCUGUUGGAGAACUGGAUACUGGUCAUCGUGAGCAGCCCUUCCAUGUUGAGGCCUACCACCGUCGUUCGCUUAAUAAUCUGAUACGAAGAUCAGGUAUUGCUGCGGGUGAUGUCCUGAUCAUGGCUGAUGCUGAUGAGAUCCCUAGCCCUGAGACUGUGCAGUUGCUCAAGUGGUGUGAUGGAAUACCACCAGUCAUGCACCUUGAGAUGAAGAACUAUAUGUACUCCUUUGAAUUUCCUGUGGACGACAACAGCUGGAGAGCAUCAGCACAUGUGUUCACUGAGCGCACAUUAUAUCGUCACUCCCGUCAGAGCAACCUAAUUCUAGCUGAUGCGGGCUGGCACUGCAGCUUCUGCUUCAGGGACAUCAAGGAGUUUGUUUUCAAGAUGAAGGCAUACAGUCACGCAGACCGAGUGAAACAGAAAAGCUUCCUAAAUCCAGACAGAAUCCAGAAGAUCAUAUGCAAUGGGGAGGACCUGUUUGACAUGCUACCUGAAGAGUACACAUUCAGGGACCUCUUCAAAAAGAUGGGGCCAAUACCGAAGUCAGCAUCUGCUGUGCAUCUGCCUUCCUAUUUGAUCAAGAAUGCAGACAAGUUCAAAUUCUUACUUCCUGGUGGAUGCUUGAGAUCAAAGUAGAUCAGAGAUUAGCUUUGUUAGUCAACAGUAUUUCUUUUAGCUGCAAUACUGUUGUUCAUGCUGAAACACAUGUUUAUGUUUGAAAAGAAAUAGUAUUACUCUAGAUAGGGUGCUAGGAGCUAUUUUGGUGUGUAUUUGGAAGCACGGGAAUUUUUACCUUGUAUCUGUAGUGAUGGGCUUUGCAACCCUGAAUUUACAGCAAGUGACAUACAAGUAAAGUGGCUAUAGGAAAUUGGUACCUUUUGGGUUAA
Molecule: messenger RNA, 2036 nt
Organism: Setaria italica (foxtail millet)
Lineage: Eukaryota; Viridiplantae; Streptophyta; Magnoliopsida; Poales; Poaceae
Product: beta-1,4-mannosyl-glycoprotein 4-beta-N-acetylglucosaminyltransferase
Exons: 2
Coding region: 691-1785 (364 amino acids)
Biological process (GO): N-acetylglucosamine metabolic process; protein N-linked glycosylation
Cellular component (GO): membrane
Molecular function (GO): beta-1,4-mannosylglycoprotein 4-beta-N-acetylglucosaminyltransferase activity
Source: RefSeq, a predicted model, not a curated record